Molecule: messenger RNA, 1074 nt
Organism: Saccostrea cuccullata (small rock oyster)
Lineage: Eukaryota; Metazoa; Mollusca; Bivalvia; Ostreida; Ostreidae
Product: glutamine amidotransferase-like class 1 domain-containing protein 1
Exons: 9
Coding region: 2-685 (227 amino acids)
Cellular component (GO): cytoplasm
Molecular function (GO): glyoxalase III activity
Source: RefSeq, a predicted model, not a curated record
GAUGUCUGCGCCCAGGUUGCAUUGUUUGAUGGUACUUAGUUCGGCUGUUGAGGGAGUUUCAGCCCAUUCUUUCAUUCAGGCAUACACUCUAGCAAGUUCAAAUUUCUCCAUACAGCUGGCUUCAUCUCAUGGUAAGAAUAUAGAAUAUGUUCAGCAAGAUGAUAACAACAGAAGAUGGUUUAAUGAAUUCCGAAGCAAAUCUUCUUCUACUCCAAUAGCCUUUGAAACUGUUGACUCUGCCAGAUACUCUGCUUUGUUGAUACCGUCCUCUCCAGGAGCUGUACAUGAUCUGGCAAAUAACACAGAACUCGCACAAAUCAUCACGCAUUUCAUCAAAGAAAAAAAGCCAAUAUGUGCAAUAGGAAUGGGUGUUGCAGCUCUUUGUAGUGCAAGGUUGCCUGACAGCAAGCACUGGGGAUUCAAGGACUACAGUCUAACAGGGCCCUCUGUGUUUGAACUGGCCAGAAAUCAAGAUUUCGCAUCACUUCCUGUUAUUGUGGAGGACUUCAUCAAAGAUCAUGGGGGAAAAUACAAUAGUAGUGACAUGGAUGCAGUGCAUGUGAUCAUAGACAGACAUUUAAUAACAGGACAAAAUGCCCAGUCUACAUUAAUGGCCGUACAGAACUUAACUUUAAUGUGUGCUCAAAAUAAGCAUGCAGUGACAACCAGCAGGGAUAUGAGGUGACUACUGUAUCCACUUUCUCCAGCUUAAAGUACAGAACUUGAAUUUAGUUGCUAUUGAAAAUUAGUGAAUAGCAGGAAAACUUUGCUCCGUUUUAUAAAAGCAAAGACUGUGAAAUCACUAAUUUUCGUGAGGAGUUUAAUUUUCGUUGUUUCGAUUUAUGGAGAGACCCACGAACUUAUGACCACCACGAAAUGUAAAUUUUCAUAAUUAUGCAUUACUAGUAAACAUUUUCAAUCAUGACAUCAAAUUCCCACAAACCAAUAUAUUUUUCCCAAACCUCGAAAAUUUAACUCCACGAAAAUGUGGGAUCUUUAUACAUUAAGUUCAGACUAAAACGUGAAUACAAGUAUUUGUUAUGAUUUGCAUUAAUAACAUUGAUAAUGCAUUUA